AUGUCAGGCACAACAAAGGCGGCGUCAAACACGCCGCCUAUUCUAGUAUUUGACCCAGAUGCUCCUUUCAUACUGGAGCCGGCGGGGCCUAUUCCAUAUAGUGGCUUCCAAGUCUUCGGCCUCUUCCUACUCGCCUUCUUCCCAGCCCUGUCGUUCGCUGUCUGCUGCUUGAGGGCGUAUAGUAGGCGUCUGGCGAAGGGGUUCGGGCUGGACGACUGGCUGAUAUUUCUAGCAAUGGCUCUGGCAAUUCCGCAGGCGUUUUUUGCAACAAUCACCUUCCGAGCACAAUAUUGGGGGAUACACGACCAAGAUAUCCCACCACACCCGUUCACCCAGGGCCUGUUCUGGGGGUAUAUGGACCGCGUCUUCUACAACCCUCUGCUCGCUCUCGUCAAGGCGUCAGCUCUCAUAUUUCUGCUGCGUCUGGGCGGCACCAGACACCGGAUCCGGCUGGCGUGUAUCGCUCUGAUGUGGUUCAGCAUACUGCAGGCGUUUGCCUUCUUCCUCGUCACAAUCUUCUCAUGCGAUCCCGUCGAGUUCUCGUGGUUCGGCGCCGCCUCAGGCCGCUGCAUCAAGCCGGCCAGGUUCUCGCUUGCCCUGGCCUGCAUUAACAUUGUGACCGACAUUCUGAUCCUGUACAUCCCGUACUGCAUGUUCCUGAAUCUCAAGGUGAACCGGAGGGUCCGCAACUCCCUCCUGGUGGUCUUUAUGUUAGGCGGCCUAGUCACCUUGGUCAGUGCCGUGCGGCUGUACUUUGUCGUCAAGGCGUUUUACCUGCACCCCUCGCAGGUCCACUACUCGCUCGGUUACACGACAACCACGAUCGAGGUCAACCUGGCCAUCGUCACUGCGUCGGUGCCAGCGCUUUGGCCGCUCGGCCGCCGCUGGUUCCCGGGAGUAUUUGAGUCGCUGGGCAUCAAUCGGCCCUACCUGUAUCCGGACAUCGAGGUGGGCUAUGCAACCGACGACAAGAAGCGGCGAAGCAACAACAGCAGCAGCAGCCAUUCGUGGGGCUCGACGCGGGCGAACAAUAACAACAACAACAACAACAAAAAGCCCUCGAGACCCCUUCGCGGCAAGGUGUCUUGGCGAGAGCGCCGGUACGUGCCCAGCAGCGUGUUUGCGGGGGGCGCCGCCCGCGGCAACAGCUUCAGCAACGGGAGCAACAGGCCCCGGGAGGAGGGACGAGAUGGCAACAUCGACUUCUUUGCGCACAUCACGGACAUCCGCAGCCAGCCAGUCGUCCCCGGGCGCGCCCACCACGAGAAGAACCGCUCAUGGUACGACGAAAACAACGACGACGACGAUCUGCUCGAUACUUAUCACGGUAUUAUCCGCAAGACCGACAUCGUCGUCGUGCACGAGGACCAUGUCGGUGGUGUCGUUGCGAAGCCACAGGACUCCUCUCUGAGGCGAGGCAGUAGCGAUGACGAGCUGUCAAGAGACAACCAUGGCAACAACUGGCUGUGA
Lasiosphaeria miniovina is the source of this 1470-nucleotide messenger RNA. RefSeq lists its product as uncharacterized. The coding region runs from base 1 to 1470 and encodes 489 amino acids. NCBI's taxonomy places the organism in Eukaryota, Fungi, Ascomycota, Sordariomycetes, Sordariales, Lasiosphaeriaceae. The record is from RefSeq and is a predicted model, not a curated record. The transcript has 4 exons.